UUGAUUGUUCAAGUUUAUGAUAUAAUUUUAUCACUAACUGUCUAGCCACUGGAUUAAAGGCGAAAGCUUUUUUCUUUUUUUUUUUUAUGUAUAAAAUGUCAGCUUCAAUAGGGGCUCCAGGUUCCAAAAACCCUCUGGUAUAACGUGGAGAGAUUAAUACCAGGGAACCAUGUUAGUGUUAUAACCUUCGGAUGCAACAUCUACCAUUCUAUUAUACUUGUACCAGAAGGAACAAAAAAAGGACAGCUAGUAAAAACUAAAUUUUUCAAUGCUGAUAAUUGAAAUGUCAGCUUUAAUAAUUAAAGAGGAAACCUUUUGCACCCUUUUUUCAUCAUUUCCAGAUCUUCUUCAAUCUCUAUUCUCAUGUUCUAUAGAACUUUUGUUUAUUCUUGAAAGUCUUUUUUUUUUGAACUACAUGAAUUUAGUUUUCAGAGUCAUAAAUUUGUGUUUGUGUGAAGUUUCUCGGCAUUUUCCUCUUAAGCCAAAAUCAGUUUCUUGUUUCUGCGUGAUUGGGCAAAUUGAUUAUGACCCUCUCGCUUAAACUUCUAGUUCUUGCUUCUUCUGCUAUAAUAUUACAACAAUUGUUAAAUUUAACACUGAUUCUGUUCUACCCUUUUCCAAGUUGUUUUAGCACUUGAAUGUCAUACAGUAGCUCAUUCAAAUUUGCAGGUACAAAAAUGGAGUCUGUCCUGUUUGCUCUCCAAGAAAAGGUUAAAAAUGAAGGAGAAGAUAUAACAGCUGCAAUAGUGCCAUUGUUGAAACUCAUCACCCUUACUCUAUUUGGUUUCAUUCUCAUCAAGUAUGAACUUAUCCCUAAACCUACUCUCAAUACCCUUAGCAAGCUAGUUUUUGUAUUAUUCUUGCCAUGUUUGAUAUUCACUCACCUUGGUCCACCCAUUACUCUCCACAACAUUGUCAGAUGGUGGUUCAUUCCUGUAAAUGUACUCCUUAGUACUGCGAUUGGUUGCGUACUUGGCUACUUAGUAGCUUUGAUUUGCCGGCCGCCGCCAGAGUUCUUUCGCUUUACAAUCAUUAUGACAGGAUUUGGCAACACAGGUAAUAUCCCACUAGCAGUGGUUACAUCAGUAUGUGAUGAUACUGAUAAUCCGUUCGGGAUCGAUUGUUAUACUAAUGGUAUUGCUUAUGUAUCUUUCGCGCAAUGGGUUGCUGUUAUUCUUGUUUAUACGUUUGUUUAUCAUAUGAUGGAACCUCCAUUGGAACAUUAUGAAAUUGUUGAUGAUGAAGUAGGAGAGAUUGAAGAGAUAUCUAUUGAUGACAGUAGGCCACUACUUGUAGAAGCUGAAUUUCCAGGACUGGAAGAUCAAGAAAGUGAGCAUAGCAAGACACCCUUUAUAGCAAGACUUUUCAAUGGCGUUUCAGAAAGACAUGUCCCUAAUCCUGAUAAAAUAGAAGAGUCAUCCGGAGCAGGAGAGGAGGAAGAAGGAGAUGAAAACAGUCCGAAAUCGAUUGCCUGUCUGGUAGAGCCCAGAAUGGUCAGUAAGAUUAGAGUUGUGGCGGAACAAACACCAAUCCACCACGUUCUUCAGCCUCCGACAAUUGCAUCCCUGUUGGCUAUUAUCAUCGGGGUAAUUCCUGCAGUGAAGAAGAUAGUGUAUGGUACUGAAGCUCCGCUCGAGUUUAUGACAGAUAGUUUGGAUAUUCUAUCCGAAGCAAUGGUGCCAUCGGUUAUGCUAAUCCUAGGAGGAUUGCUAGCCGAAGGACCGACCAACUACAAACUUGGUACAAGAACAACUAUUGGAGUUAUUGUCGCAAGGCUUUUGGUGCUACCCGCGAUCGGAAUUGGAGUCAUUUACUUAGCUGAUAGAUGGAAUCUGUUAAUCUCUGGCGACCUAAUGUAUCGGUUUGUGCUUCUGCUGCAAUACACAACGCCAAGUGCUAUCUUGCUUGGAGCUGUGGCAAGCUUGAGAGGUUAUGCAGUUAAAGAAGCUUCAGCUCUCCUGUUCUGGCAGCAUGCUUGUGCUGUUGUUUCUCUGUCAGCAUUCAUACUUCUCUACUUCCAUCUGCUGCUUUUAUAUGUCUAAUCUUUCUGUCGUUUAACAUUCUAGUUUUGAUGCAGACAUGUUUUGAAUUUCUGGGUCUGAUACAAGUAUGAUAUCUGUAAAAGCAUUAGAAAGAUUUCAUUUGAUAUCACUCAAGAGGAAUUAAAUUAAAAUCUGAUAUUGAUAUUUGUGUU
Molecule: messenger RNA, 2194 nt
Organism: Ricinus communis (castor bean)
Lineage: Eukaryota; Viridiplantae; Streptophyta; Magnoliopsida; Malpighiales; Euphorbiaceae
Product: protein PIN-LIKES 2
Exons: 1
Coding region: 639-2042 (467 amino acids)
Biological process (GO): endoplasmic reticulum to cytosol auxin transport
Cellular component (GO): membrane
Source: RefSeq, a predicted model, not a curated record